UAAAAAAAAAGUGAAAACUCAUUUGAAAGAGGCUUCUGUCAAAAUAAUGAGUUUUUGUGCUUGCUAAUGAUUGAAGUGGACUCUUUCGAAUUAUUUAUUUUCUUUUUUGCGAAUGAAAAUAGCAUUAUACCGACAAAAAAUCCCAUUGGAAUACAAUCAAAUAAAUUGAUUGGCAAUAAAUUAGCAGAGAAAAAUUCAGUAUGAACAUAACUAUUGAACGAAAGAAAACAGAUUGCAAUGCACUGCCAAAGGGAUGGCAACGCGAAGAAGUGCUUCGGAAAACUGGACUGUCAGCGGGCAAAGUAGAUGUUUAUUAUUACAGCCCAAGUGGUGGUAAAGUCGAAACCAAAUCAAAAUUAGUGCGUCAAUUGGGCGAAACAAUUGAUCUCUCAACGUUUGAUUAUCAAUCGGGCCGUCAUCAAAUGCUCAAUGCAAGCCCAAAUUCGUCUCCGUCUCCAUCUCAGCCAUCGGGCAGCAGUCAGUCGAUGGUUAAUCCAUUUCAACGACCGUCGAUACGACGUCCGAUUCAUGAAUCGCUAAUGGGCCCACCUUCGCCUGUAGCAUCAGGUGCAUCAAGUCGCGGUAUUCGAACGGAUGUUUCGUUGGUGCCACCAAUUCGACAAACAGCAUCCAUCUUUAAGCAACCGGUUACAGUACAUCGAAAUCAUGAUUCCAAAGUGAAAAAUGAUUUGAAGCAUGGUACAUCACAAGAGAAGCCAAAACAACUCUUCUGGGAGAAGCGUUUAGAGGGUUUACAUGCAUGCGAUAUGGAUGGCAAUGAUUUUGGCCCGAUUGAGCUACCUCGUGGCUUGAAACCCGUUGGACCGCACGUUGACAAUGGAACGCUGCUACAAUCCGUCACAACGGCACUGCAUCUGAACAGUACGAUAGCGAUUACCGGGCAAACUGCACCGAAAUCAGCACUCACAUCCAAUGCUGGCGUCUUUUUGAAUCCAGAACAACCACUCAUGCAUGCCGUUACAAUCCAUGACGACGACAUUCGACGACAAGAGGAUCGCGUCACAAACGCUCGCAAAAAACUACAAGACGCAUUAAAGUGCUAAACGUUUUUUUUUUUAAAUAUAUAUAAAUACUUUUUUUGUAAUUCGUCAAUUGAUAAACAUAAGAGUUCACUAGAUCACAUCGUCAAAGAUUUGUUUUCGUUCAACACGUGUGUAUAUUUUGACAUCAAUUAGGAAAAUUAUCAUCCGGACAUUCUAUUUGUUUGGCAGUGCAAAUUUAGAAAUCGAUAACUCCAACUAAAUAUGUGAAACGCUACAAAGAAACAUCCUAGAUUUUUUAAGAAGAAAAACCACAUUUACAAAGAUUUAUUUCUACAUUUUUUUUUUCUCACGGUUUGAUUGUGAAAAACGUAUUCAAUUUUCACAAUCUACGACAACUUUGGCUUUCUGACAUUACACAUAAGAACAAUAUCAUUAAAAUGUCAAUAUGAAAUAACUCGAUUAAGAAUAAAUCGUAAUUUUGAUUGGAUUCAAAUUCCAAAAUCUA
Messenger RNA from Sitodiplosis mosellana (orange wheat blossom midge), 1509 nucleotides. It is a transcript of the gene MBD-like, whose product is annotated as methyl-CpG-binding domain protein 2. The record is from RefSeq and is a predicted model, not a curated record. The transcript has 4 exons. Lineage: Eukaryota; Metazoa; Arthropoda; Insecta; Diptera; Cecidomyiidae. Gene Ontology annotation, molecular function: DNA binding. Bases 201 to 1064 code for a protein of 287 amino acids.